CCUGAUCUAGCAUACUACACCUCACCGUUCCAGCAAUGGAAGCUCAGACCGGAGCAGCACUCCUCCUCGCCUGCCUGCUCGCUCUUGCAACCAUUGCCAGCAGCAACACUGAAGGCGACAUCCUUUACUCGCAAAGGCAGGUGUGGAAGGACCCCAACAACGUGCUGACGAGCUGGGAUCCCACGCUUGUCAACCCCUGCACUUGGUUCCAUGUCACCUGCAACAACGUUAACUCCGUCAUCCGAGUGGAUUUGGGGAACGCGGGCAUCUCAGGCACCCUGAUUCCUCAACUGGGACAACUGAAGAACCUGCAGUACCUGGAGCUGUACGCGAACAAUAUGAGUGGACCAAUACCAACAACCCUGGGCAACCUGACACGCCUGGUCAGCCUUGAUCUCUACGACAACCAUCUCACCGGCGUGAUACCUUCCUCGCUUGGGGCAGUCGGGAGACUGCGUUUCUUGAGGUUGCAUGGGAACAAACUGGCGGGAGUUAUCCCGGCGUCGUUGGGCCGUCUGACGAAGCUUGUCGAGCUGGAGCUUCAGGAGAACAUGCUGACCGGCACGGUGCCGCUGGAGGUCCUCUCCCUUGUUCUUGUCGGGGACUUGACUGAACUAAAUGUUGCGAAAAACAAUCUGGCCGGCACUAUCAAAUCUUCUAAACCAAGAGUGGCUACUGUGAUCCAAGACACGCUCAAGACUACACUCUGAGCAGGAGGCCAACCUGAACUUCUGCAAGAAUAAAUUGAAUAAUGAUUUUUCCUUCUGAAGCUGCUGGCAGUAGUUAUAGCUACGGCCUGAGCUUUUGUAGACCACUGUUCCGUUAAGAGUCCAUAUAAAAGUUGAAUGGUUGAAUGCA
Messenger RNA from Aegilops tauschii subsp. strangulata, 858 nucleotides. RefSeq names its product disease resistance protein BAK6. NCBI's taxonomy places the organism in Eukaryota, Viridiplantae, Streptophyta, Magnoliopsida, Poales, Poaceae. Gene Ontology annotation, molecular function: protein binding. The record is from RefSeq and is a predicted model, not a curated record.